UAGAGAUUGCGAUAGACACAACACACCCUCAGGCUACAUCUACCAUCUACCGGCACAUCAAGUGGUCGUUCCCUUGGUACUUUCCAGUCUUCUUGCUGAGCAGCAGUGCACCAUGUUUGGAGAGGCAAGGUACAAGCCGAGGCAAAACUCACACCAAGGCCAGUUUGCGAGAAAGCGGGAGAAAGAGAGGAGAUGGGAGCAAUCUGUCGAGAGUAUCGCCGCCACAGACAAGGUCAUCGCGUUUGCCAACUGGGAGAACAAGACGGCCGGUGCGAUCGCCUCUCGAGCGGGCGCGGAUCGAGUGCGGAGCUUGGAAGGAGCCGACGCCGAUGCGCUGCUUGCGCGGAGGCGCCGCGUGGCCGACCUUUACAACCUGGAGAUGGAGCAGUGGGAACACGAGAUUCUCAAUAGCGCGGAGACCAUGGAGGAGCGAAAGACGCGCAUCCUAGAUAAGGCCACCAAGCUCAAGAACGCCAGGGAGGCUGCAAGGCGUAACUAUGUCCAGGAGUGCUACGACCGCCAGUGGCGCGAUGCCUGCGACGACGCUCGCACCCUCGACUCGAAGGCGAACACGGAGUGGGUAACAGCGCAGCGAUGGGAGCAGGUGGCGGAGAAGGCUGCAAGAGAGGAGGAGAACGCAAGGCAAGAGGAGUUCCACAUGGCAAAGAUCCGCGAGCGCAUCGCCUACCUGGAGGCACAGGAGAAAGCCGCCGAAGAAAAGAGGGAAAGGAGGAACCAGCUCAUGCGCAGCGACCUCAACACGCAGGUGGCCUACAACGCCGACCGUCGUCGACAGCUGUGGGAACAGACCGCUCGCGACGACCUAAAAGAGCUCAAUGAGCUCAGGGCGAUCGUCAGGGCCGAGCAAGAGAAGGCGGAGGCGAAAAAGAAGGAGGCCCACGCGCGCGGGGCAGAGGUGCGAGACUUUAACGAGGCCAGGCGCGAGAUGCGUGUGGUGGCGGCGGAGCAGGCUCGCGAGCAGGACCUGGUGCUGCUGGACUACGCGAUCGAGAAGGACAAGGCCGGGGAGGCGGAGGAGAAGGCGAAGAAGGAGGAGGAGCAGAGGGUGCUGCGCCAGUACAACGAGUAUCUCAAGGAGCAGAUGGCCAAGGAGGCCGCGGACGAGGCUCAGUACGACGAGAUCAGACAGGAGGCGGAGACUCGCAUCUGGGACCAGAGGGACGCGCAGCUCAAGGCGCAGAACGACGCUAGGGAGGCCCUCAUGAAGCAGGUGCACCGUGGUCGGCAGGAGCAAAUCCGCCUCAAGGCGCUCCGCGACGACGAGCAGCUCGCCACCGACUUGGAGCAGGCAAGGCUCGACAGGGAGAGUUUCCUGGCGGAGGAAGAGCGGGAGAGGGAGAAAGAAAUGCGCAAACGCCAGGAGCUGCUAGACAACACCGCCAAGCUCAGGGGGCAGAUGGCGGGCGCCCGUGCCCGAGCGGAGAGGGAGCAGCAGGAAGAGUACCUUAGGGUGAAGCAGAUGGAGGCAUACGAGAGACGGCACAGAGAGCGCCUGGAGAAGCAGGCGGGUGUGGUCAUCACACACCACCCCCUGAAGCACACGCAGUGGUAUACGUGAAAGUCGCACGUCAUGUUGUUGCAAACGUUAAAAAUCAUGGCGCACGUCCAGUGAGACUAGUUCUGGUGUGUCGAGGGAGUAAGGUGUGACCCGAUAGGUGUUACUGCUGUAGUGAAAACACACAAUACAUGGAAUUCGUGAAGUCUCUGCCUGGGGUGACCACUGCGGGGUACGGGCAUAAGGUAGGUCGGCAUUACGCGAUGUAUGCGAGGGAGAACGACCAAAGCUGUGCGCCAUCGGCGAGGAAAGGAAAGCGAACGAGAGAAGCUCAAGCUC
Molecule: messenger RNA, 1855 nt
Organism: Ectocarpus siliculosus
Lineage: Eukaryota; Phaeophyceae; Ectocarpales; Ectocarpaceae
Source: the annotation of a GenBank genome assembly